AUGGCGACCAUCCCGGAAGGACGCACUCACAGUGCUUCGCAAACAUACCUCUCCACCCGAGGUGGUGACCAAGGCCUUUCAUUUGAAACUGUUGUACUCAAGGGACUCGCCGCAGACGGCGGUCUUUUCUUGCCCGAGGAAAUUCCAAUUGCGGCAGAUUGGCAAAGUUGGAAAGACUUGUCAUACGCCGAAUUGGCCUUCAAGAUCAUCAGCUUGUACGUGUCGACUGAUGAGAUCCCUGCCGACGACUUGAAAGCCAUCAUCGACCGAAGUUACUCGACCUUCCGUUCAGAUGCUAUCACGCCAUUGGUACAUCUGAAGGAUAACCUCAACCUCCUCGAACUAUUCCACGGCCCGAGUUAUUCCUUCAAGGACUGCGCCCUGCAAUUCCUGGGUAAUCUCUUCGAGUAUUUCCUUGUUCGCAAGAAUGAGGGGAAAGAGGGGAAAGACAGGCAUCAUCUGACGGUCGUCGGCGCAACCAGCGGUGAUACUGGAUCAGCAGCCAUUUAUGGUCUCAGGGGCAAGAAGGAUGUCUCGGUGUUCAUCCUCCACCCUAAGGGCCGCGUUAGUCCUCUGCAAGAAAAGCAGAUGACCACCAUCCUGGAUGAAAACGUCCACAACAUGGCGGUCGAGGGCACCUUUGAUGAUUGCCAAGACAUUGUUAAGGCACUGUUCGCCGACCCCGAGGCCAACAAGGCGCUAAAGCUCGGAGCUGUGAACUCCAUCAACUGGGCUAGAAUUCUGGCCCAGAUCGUCUACUACUUCCACUCUUAUUUCGCGUUGGCGAAAGCCUCGCCCUCAUUCAAUGUCGGCGACAAGGUUAGAGCCGUUGUCCCCACCGGCAACUUUGGCGACGUCCUGGCUGGAUACUUUGCCACUCGCAUGGGCCUCCCCACCGAGAAGCUUGUCAUCGCCACCAACGAGAACGACAUCUUGGAUCGGUUCUGGAAGACCGGCCGAUAUGAGAAGAAGCCCGAGACAGAUGGAGCGGCGGAAACCAACGGCGCGAGCGACGACGGCGCGCGCGAGACGCUCAGCCCUGCCAUGGACAUCCUGGUCUCCAGCAACUUCGAGCGCCUGCUCUGGUUCCUCGCUUACGAAUUCGCCUCCAAGGCUGGCAUGGACGACGAGUGGAGCAGGAAACAGGCCUGCCAAGAGGUCACAGUCUGGCUGUCCGACUUGAAGACCAAAGGUGGUUUCGGCCCCGUCUACCUUGACGUGCUGGAGAGCGCCCGCCGCACCUUCGAGAGCGAGCGAGUCACCGAUACCCAGACCAUCGAAACCAUCAAGAAGUACUACCAGGAUAUCGGCUACGUUCUGGACCCCCACACGGCAGUGGGUGUCACCGCCGCGGAGCGAUCCAUCAGCCGAACCGGACCUGAGCUGCCUCACAUCUCGCUCUCGACCGCUCACCCGGCCAAGUUUGCGUCGGCCGUCACCAUGGCCUUGGAAAAAGAGGCGGGUUUCGAUUUCAACACCGUCCUCCCCGCUGAGUUUGUUGAGCUUGCCGAGAAAGAGACACAUGUGACCGACGUUGAGAACUCAUGGUCCAAGGUGCGAGAAAUUGUCAUUGCGCAAGUUGAGGGCAGUUUGAAGCAGUAG
This is a messenger RNA of Ilyonectria robusta, 1602 nucleotides long. RefSeq names its product threonine synthase. The coding region runs from base 1 to 1602 and encodes 533 amino acids. The transcript has 7 exons. Gene Ontology annotation, molecular function: threonine synthase activity. Gene Ontology annotation, biological process: L-threonine biosynthetic process. The record is from RefSeq and is a predicted model, not a curated record. Lineage: Eukaryota; Fungi; Ascomycota; Sordariomycetes; Hypocreales; Nectriaceae.